AUGGUUUACUUUGAGUGUGGCUUGUGCAAUGAAACAGUGAAGAAGCCAAAGCUGGCUAAACAUCUGCAAAGUUGUGGGAGCUCUUGGGUGAGCUGCAUCGAUUGUUCCAAGGUUUUCGCGUGGAAUGAAUGGGAAAAGCACACCAGCUGCAUGUCAGAAGCGCAGAAGUACCAGGGCAACUUGUAUCAAGCCAAAGAGAGCACCAACAAGGGGCAGCUGAAGCAAGACACCUGGGUGGAUGGGGUGCGACGAGCGAUUGAAGACCCACAGAGCGAUAUUGCUCCGCAGAUCAGGAAUUUGGUCCAGAAACUGCUGGGUUUUGACAACAUCCCCCGGAAGCAGAAGCCUUUUGGCAACUUUGUUAAGAACUCCCUCAAGAUUUGGGACCAGCCCAAGAUCGAUGCAAUGUGGGAUGUGAUUGCGGUUGCAAACGCCAAGCCAGUAAAUGGAAAGCCAACUGGAGCAGCAGGGCCUGCAGCUGCCGAAGAGAACAAGCCGCCUGCGAGGGCAGGCUGGCCAGGCUGGAAGCGCGCCAUCGACGAAGAGUUGAAGUCGGGUGCCAUGCCCUGGAAGCGUUUGUGCACGCGUGUCGUUGAACGAUAUCGCGAGAGUGGACAUUCCGGUGACAAUGAUGAGCUUGAACUUCAGGCCCUCAGCAGCAUUCCAGAGGAUUACUGCUGUCCGAAGACUCCCACAGUUAAGCUGUGCGCCGCCUGA
Messenger RNA from Symbiodinium pilosum, 717 nucleotides. Lineage: Eukaryota; Dinophyceae; Suessiales; Symbiodiniaceae. The record is from the annotation of a GenBank genome assembly.